CUGAACUCUGCAAUCGCAUCGCCUCUCGCACUCAGAACCGGACUCCAUGUUUGGCGAGUGAAAGAUCGCGAAGAGUAGGAAGAAAGAGGAAGCGGAAAUGAUGAUGAUGACGAUGGCCGGCGACCACCACGCCCGCGCCCAUCCGACCGUCCAGAUCCCCCCGUGGGAACCCCUCGAUGAGCAGGCCUCCGGCGGCCCGUACUCCCCGUAUUCCCCCGCCGGGUACGGCGGCAAUGCCGGGGCGGGAGGGGAGUGCGGCUACGACCUGACGGCGCUGAGGCGGUACCUACCGUCGAACGAGGAGGAGGAGGAGGACGUGCGCGGGCCGGGGGAGGACGGGGUGCUGGGUUGCGACGAGUUCCGGAUGUACGAGUUCAAGGUGAGGAAGUGCGCGCGCGGGAGGUCGCACGACUGGACGGAGUGCCCCUACGCGCACCCAGGGGAGAAGGCCCGCCGCAGGGACCCGCGCAGGUUCCUCUACUCCGGCACUGCAUGUCCUGAUUUCCGCAAAGGUGCGUGCAAGAAGGGUGACUCGUGCGAGUUCGCUCACGGCGUGUUCGAGUGCUGGCUCCACCCGGAGCGGUACCGGACUCAGGCGUGCAAGGACGGGCAGAGCUGCCGCCGCCGCGUCUGCUUCUUCGCCCACUCCCCCGACCAGCUCAGGAUCCUACCCACCCAGCAGCAGCAGCAGCACCAGCACAGCCCCAAGAGCGCCACGGACUCCGAAUUCGGGUCCCCGGUCCGCCCCUCCGCGGUGGCGGCGGCCUUCGACUCCUACUUCACCAAGCCCUGGUCUGCCUCUUUCGUGUCAUCGCCGACCUCGAUCCUGACCUCUACCUCGCCCUCCAUCUCGCCCCCGACCAGCUCGCCCCCAAUGUCCCCUAACCAUCGCGGCUGCUGCGGGUCGCCUGGAUCGGUGAGCGAGCUCGUGGCCUGCAUGAGGAACAUGCAGAUCACCAAGAUGAAGAUGAGUCCGCGCGGGCAGAUGGGGUCCCUUUUCGGGUCCCCUCUCCGACCCGGGUGCCACCUUGCGGCGCCCUCGACCCCAAGGGUCGAGUCUUCCCCGCGGUACGGGCAACUCGGAGGUGGCCUCUUCGAUCUGCGGGAGGCACACCAUCACUGCGAGGAGGAUCUCCCAAUGGAGAGGGUCGAGUCCGGGAGAGAUUUGAGGGCCAAUAUGUACGCCAAGCUCAGCAAGGAGAACUCCCUAGAUGGCGCUGACCUUCUCGGGUCCGGUUCUGGUCCGGACGUGGGAUGGGUCUCUGAGCUGGUCAAGUAAAAGUCGAAGAAGCUGCUGAGUCCUCUUCGAGUGUUUCUCAGCUUCGAAUUUUUUGGGUCGAAAGAUGUGAUUUUUUUGGGGCUGGUGGGUGGGUGGCUCAGCAAUCGGUGGCCUGUGAUUCAUCUGACUUGGAUGUGUGAAUAUCUCGUGUUCAUUUCCAUUGUUGAUUACCUUCUUCUCAAGGGGUGUAAAUAUGGUGGCGGGAGAGAGAUUACAGUCUCUGUUUUGUGGUCCGAUGACUUUUGAUUUCCUUCUCUGUAGAUGAAGUUAGUAGCAUUCUUAAAUAUUUGCAAUGCAAAUGCCUAUUCUGUACAGGAAAAACAAAAACCUGGAAGGGUUGUGAUCGUUCUGGUGGGGUUGUUGGCGUUUGGGGCUUGUAUUGUUGAUUAUCCCUUUUUUUGUCGAGUCCUUAAAAUCUCUGUAUUGGCUCAUGUUUGUCGGAUCAGAAUGCUAAUUUGCCUUUCAUUU
Rhodamnia argentea is the source of this 1747-nucleotide messenger RNA. Its product is annotated as zinc finger CCCH domain-containing protein 23-like. The record is from RefSeq and is a predicted model, not a curated record. Bases 98 to 1279 code for a protein of 393 amino acids. NCBI's taxonomy places the organism in Eukaryota, Viridiplantae, Streptophyta, Magnoliopsida, Myrtales, Myrtaceae. The transcript has 2 exons. Gene Ontology annotation, molecular function: metal ion binding.